CUUUGAGGCAUUUCUUAGGUAACCGUUUAUAAGAUAGUUUAUAUAGCGGUAUUCCUAGAAACUGGAGCUUCUUACUGGCUGCUGCAGACUCUUCACUCUCAGUGAUCUCUUCGUCAAUCUCUGUCUCCGUUUCUUCAUCAGUCGGCUUCUCUCCACGUCUCAUAUCUUACAGAGAAAAGACUUAAUUUAUUUACCACAAUAAGCAUAGAUAAAUUUGAUACAUAUUUUUAAUUAACAAAACAAUGCAUUGAUAUGUACUUUUGAACAUUAUAAUAAUUUAAUUUCUAUAGUGAUAGAAGUUUUUGUGGCCGACUGUGAGUGACAUAAAAAAAUAAGUGAAUUAUCAAGUGAAGUUUGCCUCAGCUUUGUUCGAUCAAAAGAAAACGUGAUGCUGCAUUUAAGUGAAUUAAUUCAAACGUGGAAGAAGAGAAAGGAAAAAGAGUAUCUCUGGCAGAUAAUUUGCUGGAACUCAUUAAUGCAACAACUAACUUUCCUCUUUUGCCUACAAACAGCCAUUAAACUCCGUUAGCUUAUUUAGUCACACUACCUUCAAUCUGACACGGUAGUCGAAGUUUUAGAUUGUUUGUUCUCAAACUGCUCGUGACUUUUCUGUUCAAUUACACAGCAAUCAAUUAAUGAUUAAACUCAUUAAUCUCUGACAGUCAAGCAAUUUAAUUGCAACGACAGUUUUAUCAUAAAAUUCAUUCAAAAUAAAUGACCAUUUAACCAAAGUCUUUUUGCUAUAUAUCAAAUUAUAUCUUCACAGUAAAAUAAAAAUAAUAAUUCUUCUAAUUUGAUUCAAUUAUCUAAUAAUUCAGUCAUACUCCAGCUUCCGCUUUUCGGUACUCUCUAAAAAAAUGAACCCUAUGCUUGGUAUACACUCUUGGACGUUCGUGACAAAUGAUCAGACCAUUUAGUAAAGCUUAUCGUACCAUUAUUUAACAUCACUACUUAUAUAUGUGUUAGUUGCAUUGCCUAUUUACGCUUAGUUCACUGUGAGUCUACUAAUAAUGUAAUUGCACCUGUCGUUGCAUUUAAUUUUGUGAAUUUUUUUUUUAAUCAAGUUCGACACUACAUUAGGAAUACUUCAUAAUCUCAUGAGUCAUCUCAAUUAAAAAAGGAGACGGCCGCGAAGCAACUGUGGAACUGGUCAACGGUAGAUAGUGGCCACGAAGAAAACGACGUAAUUCUCCUUUUGCCUGCUAACACGCGAAGCAGUCUAGACUUUGUACGAACGUACACAAGCGACAUAAGGUCAUGGCUGUGAAAGAGUGGUUUAGGCGACUACAGCCAGUUCAACUUUACCUCGUGCUUUUCUUCACAACAACCUUCUUCAUCAUCGAAAUAAUUGCAAGUCAUGUGACACACUCUCUUACCCUACUACUCAAUGCUUAUCACAUGCUCUGUAACAUCGUUGCACUUGUCGGAUGCAUCGCUUCUUUAAAGUACGGCAAUCAAGAUAGGUGUAAGGGUGAAAAAAAUUGCGGUUCACCAGGUAAUUCAUCAAUCUGUGUAAAUGAUAAUGAAAAGGGAUCUAUAUCUUCAAUACCAAAUAAUUCUAAGCAUUCAUGCUCAGAUAGAAGAAUGAAAAAUACCUUUGGCUGGGCGAGAAUUGACAUCGUGACAAUGCUGGUAUGUUGUGUCUUGCUAGCAUCGUUUUGUUUUUCUUUAUUGGUUGAAGCUUUACAAACUCUCAUUCACAUUGGUCACCUCGAUGAAAUGCAUCAUCCAGUACCGGUUAUGUGCAUUGGAGUAUCAGGGAUACUUCUAAAUGCUUUUUGUUACAUCAUCAUCGGUGGCUACACCUUCAAUCAGGGCCUCCUUCUGCAUGUUACAAAAGAUGGAAAUGUUAUUCUUCAAAGAAAUGUCCCGACUAGUAAUGAAACAACUGAUGAGCAACGUUUAGCUGUGCCGACAAGAAGAAGUCCUCUGGCAAUACCAAGAAGACAAGGCUUCCAAGAGAUGUGUCGAGAUGUACUUGGAUGUAUUUUUGUUGUAAUAGUUUCCUUACUGGUUUAUCUAACAGACGCCAAUCUUGCGAAAUUUAUUGAUCCAAUUUUUGCCAUUAUUUCAUCAAUUUCACUUUUUGUCUUAAGCUAUCCUUAUGUUAGAGAAUCGGGUAUGAUUCUUUUACAAACCAUUCCAAAUCAUAUCAAUAUCGACUCUCUAAAAAAAGAACUACUCGCCGCAUUUCCUGGAAUCGUCAAUGUCCAUGAUUUUCAUGUUUGGCAGCUGGCCGGAGAACAAAUAAUCUCGACAGUUCAUAUAAUAUUUUUGGAUCCAAUGGUCUACGCAAGUAUUACAGAUCAGGUGACAACAUUCUUUAUGGAGAUGGGUAUUAUGCAUGUGACGAUCCAACCAGAAUUCCAUAAAAUAAAGCCAAAUGCAGAUGAAACAGACUGUUUAAUUAGAUGUCAAGGAAUACAAUGCAUUGCAUCACAAUGUUGUUCAAAGGAUGAAUUUCUUAAAGAGGUAAUUUUGGAAAAGACAGGGAAACAAGCUCAUAUUGUAAAUAAAAAAUUUGUAAAAAAAGAAAUUAUACCUACACAAAUUGACGUGAAUUUAAAGAAAUUUAAAAUUCACAAAAAUGAUGAUAGUACAAAAUCAAUGGCUGUGGAAAUUUCUAAGACGCCGAUAAAGAAAGUUCCAGAUAUAAAACCUCACUCAAAUAAUUGCUCAGAAAAUAGUACAAAAAAUACAGAAGUUGAUAUAAAUUGUCAUACUGAUGCAAAUAAUGAAAUUACCGAUAAUGAAACUCCUAUAUCAGCAGCAUAGUAUUUUAAUUAAUCGAUAGAUUAUGCAAUAGAAAUAUUUUCACGUUCUUCAACAAAUGUAUCCAUAAUAAGACUGGUUUUUAGUAUUAAUUAGAUAUCCAAAAUAUGUAUAUA
Molecule: messenger RNA, 2888 nt
Organism: Chelonus insularis
Lineage: Eukaryota; Metazoa; Arthropoda; Insecta; Hymenoptera; Braconidae
Gene: ZnT77C
Product: Zinc transporter 77C
Exons: 8
Coding region: 1258-2775 (505 amino acids)
Biological process (GO): zinc ion transmembrane transport; detoxification of zinc ion; intracellular zinc ion homeostasis
Cellular component (GO): membrane
Molecular function (GO): zinc ion transmembrane transporter activity
Source: RefSeq, a predicted model, not a curated record